Mycosarcoma maydis (corn smut) is the source of this 5037-nucleotide messenger RNA. RefSeq lists its product as uncharacterized. NCBI's taxonomy places the organism in Eukaryota, Fungi, Basidiomycota, Ustilaginomycetes, Ustilaginales. The transcript has a single exon. Gene Ontology annotation, cellular component: endoplasmic reticulum. The coding region runs from base 1 to 5037 and encodes 1678 amino acids. Gene Ontology annotation, molecular function: UDP-glucose:glycoprotein glucosyltransferase activity. The record is from RefSeq and is a predicted model, not a curated record.
AUGAAGGCUCUGCCUUUGCUCGGCAUCGGCUGGGCAUGGAUGGCACUCAUCCUGGCCUUCAGCAUCCCGACAAGCACCGUCAAGGCCGAAGCACCUCCCGUCAAGGUUCAGCUGCGGGCGUCAUGGUCCAGAAUCGAACUUACAAGCGGCGGAUCGCCGUUCUUACUCGAGGUGCUUGAGGCAGCCCAAGCCCAACGACCAUCUAGCUUCUUCCCACUGAUCGAGCUGCUCACAAGCAAGCACCCUCCAUCAGAGCUUCUGCAGGCGUCGGACGAACACGUAGCGAUCAUCGUGGAAGAGCUCAUCAGAUCUCAUGAGCUCUUCUCCGCUUCCUCUGAGCAUGCAGAAGAGGCACUGGAUGCAUGGCGCAUGUCACUGGCGCUCAGCAACAGCAGUCCAAGGAUUCAAGCUCUCGUUCAACUCUACCAGACAUUAAACUUGGACAAGGUAUGGCAGCAAGGAUCUCGAAACACUUCUUGCGUUAGCUGGGUGCAUCAUCAAGAUCAAGUGCUGUGUUCAGGGAACGACGUUCGCAAAGCCAUCCAGAAGAGCAAGUCCGCAUCAACAACGCAAACUCAAAUUCAAGGAGUAUCGCUCGGUCAUUCUCGCAAGAACACACGAAGCAAGACGGCGGCGCAUUCGUUUGUGCUCUAUGCAGACCCAUACUCGGACAACUUUCGCGAGCUUUUCUCCACUCUGGAAGAGCAUACUAGUCAACACGACACCGAGUUCACAUACACGCUCCGCUGGAGACCCUCCGACAAUCACGACGACAGGCCGACCAGCGAAUCAAAAUCGCACGUCCAGCGUCUAUCCGGCUACGGAGCCAUUCUUGACCUGAAGAAAGUGGACUACCUUGUUAUCGACGAUAGAAAGCUCAAGGAUGAUAGCAAUGUAGGUGAUGUCGGUAUCCCGGGAGAGUCCGAGAGCGAACAAGCAAACGCCGCUCAACGAGCUUCGCAAGAUGCGCAAUGGCUCCGCGAACAGAUCGAUGCAGACGUAGAAGCCAGCGCAGUGACGUUGUCAUCGCUCUCCAAUGACCAAAUAGCGGAUCUUGGCAUUAAAGCGGCACGUCUGAUCUUGGACUCGUCCGACCCGCUGCGUGCCCUGCAAGAACUGUCGCAAAACUUCCCGUCGCACGCAACAGCGCUCGCCAGCUCGACAAAGUGGGACGAUGCCAGCACCUCCGCAGCGCUCAUUGAUGCUGUGCUCAAUUUGGCCAGCAUGCGUAUCGAGCCGGGCCAAUCUGAUCUUUGGCUCAAUGGUCAGACCACAAAUGCCCGAGACUUUAUGCCACUUUCGCUUCUAGAGACCUUGCGGAAGGAGCGAGGCUGGAACCAUGCUCUUCAGCAUCGUCUGGCGGGAGGCGGGCUGAACGUAACUGAGGCAGGUGAUCUCAUAUCUUCCAGUCUUUUAGGACGUGCCUGGCUCGCACAGGCCGACGGCAAUGCAGCCGCAGCUACUUUUGAUGCAAGCGAUCGCAUCGAGAUCAAGAACGCACCUGAAGGCACAAGUACAGGGGCCAUCACCUGGUUGAACGACCUCGAAAAAGACCAAGCGACAAGCGAAUGGUCCAACGACCUGAUGGAUCUUUUACGACCCUUGUGGCCCGGAAAGUUCCCGCGUCUCUCGCUCAAUCUGUUCAAUGUAGUGCUUGUCAUGGAUCUGAGUCAGAAGGAGACCUGUCGCUUCCUGUCCGACACGGUGUUGCAAAGCUUGGGACGUGUCGGCUUGCACUGGGGUUUAGUCCCCGGCGGGCUCGAGGACGAGGCGAACGCGGAUUCGAUCCGUAUGGCACGUCUCUUCUGGUUCCUACUGGAUCACGCAGGCGCCGAGGUGACCUCCGAUGUACUACGAAAGGCCGCAGCAAGUAAAACCGGUUCUGCAGGUGCCCUCGAUGUUUCUAUCGCCAUUAAAGAAGCCAAGUUUGCCCUUAAGAGCCUCGACGCCGAAAGCUCUCUGACCGACCAGCUCGAGAAAGCAUUGGCCGGUGACAAUGACAUCUACAUCCAAAAAGAGAGCCUCGGCAGGGCAUAUAUUCAACGACUUCGUGCUGAUCGUCACGAGAGCCUCACUGGACACGUCUUUGUCAACGGUCAGCAUCAUGCCUUCCACCCACAGAUUGUCCACAUUCUCCAUCAAACUAUUCAGGAACAAAUUCAAGCGCUUGCUCCACAGAUCUACUACGGACAGAUCAGCAAUGACACUCCUGGCCUCGAUACGUAUUUCUACGACUCGGUUGGCGCGCUGUCUUUCCGAUCGGCCCUUGUGGCCGGUGCUUCUGGCGCGCAGGAAGGCGGCCUAGUGCAUAGCGCUGUGGACUUGUUCUCGGCGUUGGUCAACGACGAAGAAGUGGUCGCGUCGAAUGAAGAGGUGUUUGACUUUUUCUACCCUGCUGCAUCGCAAGAUUUGAUGAAUUCAACCGUCUGGGUGCUCGCAGAUGUCGACACCCAAGACGGUCUGGCGUUGCUGACGCGAUCUUUCGAGGCGCUUGCUCGAGACGAUGCCAAAUUCAGGCUUGCUGUGGUGCACCGGCCGUCGGCUUGGAACGAUCGCAAAACCACAAUGUCAACGCUGCUGUUCCACCUUCUGAAGCAGGGGGACUUGGGUCAAUUGUUGCCAUCCGAGAUGCUGCAAGCGCUGCGACAAGCUCUUGAUGAGCCUUCUAUUACUUGGCAGCAGAUGUCGGACCAGCUGCGCGUGCACACUGAUGGACCAAUCAGCGAAUCGGAAGUGCGACGCUUUUGGAAUAGCGUCGGUCUCGCCGUUACUUCUAAACUGGCCAUUCCCGAGGGACCCGCGAUUCUCGUUGACGGACAUCUGGUCUCUAACCUGACAGUGGCGUCCAUCGAAGCGCGUGACAUCACGGCACUUGUAGAGUACGAAGCAGGUCAGAAGCUGCCUUACCUGACGCAAGCACUCAAGCUCAUCCGACGCGACUUGGACGACAUGGACCCAAAGCAGCGACAGAGCCUCAUCUUUGCAGCUCUGUCCGUGAUGAAUGGCGUCUACGACCAAACAGGUCAAGGAGUGUUCACGGCAAAAACGAGUACGCGCUCGGGAUUGGCGGAACAGCUGGGUACGUCAGCGCAUAUGUUUGAAAUCGGACAUCGUGAGACGGCCGAUGUGCGGAUCACGCUGUUGCUCAACCCGAUCUCGGAAGCGGCGCAACGCUGGUCGAGUACCUUGCUCAUGCUGCGGGAGUUGAAGGGAGUAUACCUGCGCGUGAUUCUGAAUCCGGAGAUCAAAUUGAGCCAACUUCCGCUCAAGAGGUUCUACCGCUUCAGUUCGCCGCAGAGGCUCGAAUUUGACAGCGACGGCAGGGUGAUUGCGCCCGAAUUGCGAUUCUUCGGAAUGCCAGAGGAAGCCGUGCUCACGCUGGGAUUGGACGCGCCUGCUUCUUGGCUGACAAUGCCCAUGGAAGCAAUCUAUGACUUGGACAACAUUCGGCUUGCGGAUGUGCCGUCAACAUCACGCGCCAAAGGUGUCAAGGCGGUGUACGAGCUCAAGCAUCUGCUGAUCGAGGGUCACGCGAGAGAAUUGGUUGCCGGUUCCGCUGUUUCGGUACCGCGUGGACUGCAGCUGCUGUUAGAGACGCCGGAUGAGAGCAAGAGUCUGGAUACGAUUGUCAUGGCCAACCUGGCGUAUUUCCAGUUUAAAGCACAACCGGGCUUGUGGAAGUUGCGGAUUCGGCCUGGUCGAAGUGACGAGCUUUACGAGAUGCAAAGCGUUGGAAACCAGGGAUGGAACAGUCCACCGGUCGAACAGACGGGUGCCGAUGUGACUCUCGACACGCUUUCGGGUCUAACCAUCUAUCCUCGCGUCGCCAAGCGCAGUGGUAAGGAGAAGGAAGAACUUCUCGAGCAGCUCGAUGCGCAAGGUCGACCAGUCAAGAAACAGAACUCGGUGGAUAGUGGGUUGGCUGUAUCUGCAUCAGCAGCUGGACAACUGAUGCUCUCGGCCAAAGACAAGCUUUUCUCUCUCGCACGACAAGUCGGCGGUACUACACCAACGCAUAGCGCCACUGCGGUUGCAACAGCACGCAAACACGCCGAUAUCAACAUCUUCACCGUCGCCAGCGGUCACCUUUACGAACGCAUGACGUACAUUAUGAUUCUCUCUGUGCUCAAACACACUUCGAGCAGUGUCAAGUUCUGGUUCAUCGAAAACUUCCUCUCUCCUUCGUUCAAGGAAUUCAUCCCACACCUAGCGGCAGAAUAUGGAUUCGAGUACGAAUUGGUGACGUAUGCAUGGCCGCAUUGGUUGCGGGCGCAGAAGGAGAAACAAAGGACGAUCUGGGGCUACAAGAUCCUAUUCCUCGAUACGCUGUUCCCGCUGGAUUUGGGCAAGGUCAUCUUUGUCGAUGCAGAUCAAGUGGUGAGGACCGACAUGCAGGAACUUGUGGAUCUGGAUUUGGAGGGUAAAGUGUAUGGCUAUCCACCGAUGGGCGAUGACAGUGAAGAUAUGGAUGGCUUUCGCUUCUGGAAACAAGGGUACUGGAAGGACUACCUGCGAGGAAGGCCGUACCAUAUUUCGGCGCUUUAUGUGGUGGAUCUUCAGAAAUUCCGUCUGUUUGCAGCGGGAGAUCGAUUGCGAGGUCAGUACCAAGCGCUUUCAGCCGACCCUAACUCGCUGAGCAACCUCGACCAAGAUCUGCCCAACAACAUGCAGACCAGCAUACCGAUCCACACGCUCGAAAAAGAGUGGCUAUGGUGCGAAACGUGGUGCUCGCACGACUGGCUCAAAGACGCAAAGACGAUCGAUCUCUGUUCGAAUCCCAAGACCAAGGAGCCCAAAUUGGAUCGAGCCAAGAGACAAAUUCCCGAAUGGACGCUGUACGAUGCCGAGGUGGCAAGGCUCGCGCAGAGGUUGGUCGAGGAGAAGAGGGUUGGUAGCAGUGUUGUUGCGCCUGAUAGUCAGGUUGAGACGCGCGCGCGAGAGCACAACCAACAGCACCAGGCGAACAAGGCCAGCCAGGAUGUGCCUGCUCACGAGGUCGAGGCUCAUGCCGAUGCACCUGUUCACGACGAGCUCUAA